CCCUUGCUGGUUAAAGAGAUCUGUCACGCAUGAAAGGCAGCGCGAGCGCUCGGAAGGUAAAAAACAAACAAACAUGAGCACUUUUCUAAGCAAAAUACAUUGAUUUCUGAGUGUAGAAACGUUGUUUUGGGGAUUUCUGGUCCAUUUUUUUUCCCGAGAACGACUUUUCUUUAAAAGUAGAAAAAAAAAAAAAAAAUCAAUUAAAAAACAAGAAGAAUGUGGGAACAGGAGGAGUUUGAGAAGCACUGGAGGAAUGAGUUUCCUGACGGUGAGGUGCCCAGGAUGAACCUGUGCUCCGUGGAGGACAUUGAGAACGAGCUGGAGCACUGCAAAGCGCGGCUCAAAAGCCUGCAGCACGAGCUGGCGAUGGAGAAGUUCAAGGUGAUCUACCUGCAGACCACCAUCGCGCAGAAGAAGAAGAGUUACGACUCGGAGAGAUGGGGGAACAAGGAGCACGACCUGGAUGGUGCAGCGCCCAAACCUGAAAAGACGCAGCACCAGGAAAGCAUGCGAGCUCCCCCGGGGAUCAGGCUGCACGCUCUCGGGAGCAGGAGCGUCGAGGAGCCGGGCGGAGUGCUGCCCAGAGGGAGCAAGACGGGUAAACCUAUCCUGGUUCCUCCGCGGAAGAAGUCCGCUUUGGUGAAGGAGAACGCUCCAGGUUCAGGCCCAGGUUCAGGUCCAGGUUCUUCACAUGUCCAUGAUGAGUGUAACUCAAGGAGACGGGACUCGGAGCGCGACAGCGACAGAGAUUACGACGACGUGGAGCUCAAUGAGAACUUCGUGCGGAAGAACCUGAUCGAGCCCAAGGCGCGGGAGAGCCGCAACUCGUCUCUCAGACCCUUUCGCUACAGUAAGGAUUUUGAUUCUGGGGAUGACGGGAGAUUAUCGCCUUCUGUGCCGCUCAGAGGGAGUGUCGGCUCGGGCCGCAGCACACCGGACCGGCGCAGUGACGGCUACCUCAGCUCCGAGCACGAAGACUCCUCCUCAGUAGAUUUUAACUAUAACACAGACGGUUAUGAGGGAGAGGGAGCGGAAGACAGGAAGUCCCAGGAUGGCUCCGAGACCAUGCCCUUCAUCGACGAGUCUCCCACGAUGUCCCCGCAGCUGUGUGUCCGGCCCGACGGAGACGCCGUGUCCCCGACACCACCUGAAGGCCUUCUUCCUGGGGGCGACACAGAGAAAGGUCUGGAGAUGAAGAAGCUGGUACUUUCCGGCUUUCUGGCCAGUGAGGAGAUCUACAUCAACCAGCUCGACGCCCUGCUGCUGCCUAUGCGUCCUUUGAAGGCCACGGCCACCACGUCCAAGCCUGUGCUAACAAUGGAGCAGAUCGAAACCAUCUUUUACAAGAUCCAAGACAUCUACGAGAUCCAUAAGGAGUUUUACGAUGCCCUUUUCCCCCACAUUCAGCAGUGGGAUGAUAAGGUCACAGUCGGACACCUCUUCCAGAAGCUGGCCAGCCAGCUUGGCGUGUACAAAGCCUUCGUGGACAACUACAAAAUGGCCGUGGAGACGGUGGAGAAAUGCAGCCAGUCCAACUCCCAGUUCCAGAAGAUCUCCGAGAACGUCAAAGUCAAGGGACCGAAAGACUCUAAAGAUUGCACCACUAUUGUCAGCAUGGAGGCACUCCUGUAUAAACCCAUCGACCGUGUGACACGCAGCACCCUUGUUCUUCAUGAUCUGCUCAAACACACUCCCAAAGAGCACCCGGAUUUUCCUCUGCUGCAGGACGCACUCCGAAUCUCCCAGAACUUCCUGUCCAGUAUCAACGAGGAGAUCGAUCCACGCCGGACCGCCGUCACUACCCCCAAGGGAGAGGUUCGUCAGCUGGUGAAGGACGGCUUCCUGGUGGAGGUGUCUGAAGGCACACGUAAACUCCGACAUGUCUUUCUCUUCACUGACUUGCUGCUGUGUGCCAAGAUGAAGAAGACUGCAGUGGGGAGGCAUCAGCAGUAUGAGUGUAAAUGGUACAUCCCGCUGGCUGAUCUCACCUUCCAGACGCUGGAUGACUCAGACUCCUGUACACACGUUCAGACGCUUGCCGAGCAUGAGAUUGAGGAGAUGAAGAUCAAGAUCUCAGUCAUCAAGAGUGAGAUCCAGAAAGAGAAGAAAUCUCAGAAAGGCCAGAGCCGCAACGUGGACCGCUUGAGGAAGAAGAUGAAUGAGCAGGAGUCGUGUCUGCUGAUACACUCUCCCACAAUCCCUUUCCGCAUUCACAACAGAAACGGCAAGAGCUACUUGUUCCUGCUUUCCUCAGACUAUGAGAGGUCAGAAUGGAGAGAGAGCAUUCAGAAGCUCCAGAAGAAAGACCUCCAGUCAUGUGUGCUGAGCUCACUGGAGCUCCAGGUCCUCACCAGCUCCUGCUUCAAGCUGCGCACCGUCCAUAACAUCCCUGUCACAACUAAUAAAGAUGAUGAGGAAUCUUCCGGCCUGUACGGCUUCCUGCACGUCAUCGUCCAUUCUGCCACCGGCUUCAAAGAGUCAGCCAAUCUCUACUGCACACUUGAAGUGGAUUCCUUUGGCUACUUUGUUAGCAAAGCCAAGACCCGUGUGUUCCGAGACACCACCGAGCCACACUGGAACGAGGAGUUCGAAAUUGAGCUGGAGGGCUCGCAGUGCCUGCGCAUCCUGUGCUACGAGAAAUGCUACGACAAGUCCAAGCUCAACAAGGACGACAACGAGAUCGUAGACAAGAUCAUGGGCAAGGGGCAAGUGCAGUUGGACCCACAGACUGUGCAGUCCAAGAACUGGCAUGUGGACGUGAUUGAGAUGAACGGGAUUAAAGUCGAGUUCUCGAUGAAGUUCACGAGUCGGGACUUGAGUUUGAAGAGGACACCUUCGAAGAAGCAGAGCGGUGUGUUUGGAGUCAAAAUCAGCGUUGUGACAAAACGCGAGCGCUCCAAGGUGCCUUACAUCGUGCGUCAGUGUAUCGAAGAGGUGGAGAAGAGAGGGAUCGACGAGGUUGGAAUCUACCGCAUCUCCGGCGUGGCCACCGAUAUUCAGGCGCUCAAAGCAGCCUUCGAUACCAACACCAAAGACAUCCUGGUGAUGUUGAGUGACAUGGACAUCAACGCCAUCGCCGGCACGCUGAAGCUCUACUUCAGAGAGCUGCCCGAGCCACUGCUCACUGACCGCCUCUACCCAGCCUUCAUGGAAGGCAUCGCUCUGUCUGAUCCUGCAGCCAAGGAGAACUGCAUGAUGCACCUGCUGCGCUCUCUGCCCGACCCCAACCUCAUCACCUUUCUCACCUUACUGGAGCACCUAAAGAGGGUGGCUGAGAAGGAGCCGGUGAAUAAGAUGUCACUGCACAACCUGGCCACCGUGUUCGGCCCUACGCUGCUGAGACCGUCCGAAUCCGAAAGCAGCAAACCCCACAUCACACUGGCCUCCGAUAUCUGGUCCCACGAUGUCAUGGCACAGGUCCAGGUGUUGCUUUACUACCUACAGCAUCCUCCCAUCUCCUUCGCCGAGCUGAAGAGGAACACGCUCUAUUUCUCCACGGACGUUUAACCCCCAACACAGAGACACUUCCAUCCAUUCCCUCCAAACACCAUCAUCGAUUUCCUGUACAGAAUUCCACCCGCGCAGGAGACACCGGACAGAGACGGCUGCCUCCUUCCUGUCCUCGUCUCGUGCCGUUCUGAGCGUGUGUGCGGUGAGAGCAGCGGCCACACCCCCUCUGCCCGGACAGAGAGCUGGAGAUGGAGGAGGAUUGACGGCUUUGAACUUCCACCUGUCAAACAGGACGUGUGUGUUUGUGCCUGAAAGCGAGAGGCAUGAUGGGAAGUUUGCCACCCCAGUUCAGUGACGCCGGUGCAAGAGAUGUGUUCGAACUCUCUGCUAAAUUUUUUUUUUCUGUUGGUGUUUAUUCUGAGGCAUUACAGAAAGCAUUCAUGCAUACCACCACAUCUGCAUUUCCUACAUAUAUUAUUAGUUUACCAGCUCUUCUGGUUUCGUUUUUGGCUUUUGCACAUGUCUGAACAAAACUGUGUGUGUGCGCGCGCGCGCGUGUGUGUGCGUGUACAUCUAUGUAUGUGUGUGUGUGUGUCCUUGCGUUUUCUCCAAGCUGAGGCUUUGAUAGGAACUCUGUACUUGGCUGGUCACGUUUUAUUCUCUGUCGAAAAGCAGACAUUUCCUGACCAUUCCAAGGCCAAAAUCCUUAUUUAUUAUAAAAAAAUAAUCUAUACGUGUGCCUGUACAGUCUAUUACAUCAUGAUGACUUAGUUUGAAGGGUUUUUUUUUUUAGUGACUUUUUAUUUUAGCAGAAAUUUUCUUGUUUAUGGUCAGUACUGACUGAGCUGUACUGUAAAAAAAAAAAAAAAAAAAAAAAUCUUAAACAGAGAAGUAAAAUAAACUUUGACCGUUAAAUCGACCUGGUUUUUGGAAUUUGAUUGAAUUGUAUGGGAAUUACACCAUGUGAUCAUAUCCAAAACACAGUGUGAUGAUGUGUGCAGUGGCUCUUUUUGCAUGGAUGGAUGCAAAGGCAUAUAAAUGCAAAUGUUGCUUUUAUAGAUCUUUCUUUCUUUUAACCUGACUCCAUGACCAUUUAGUUUAAAGAGAACACACAGAUCUUUCUGCAGUGAAGCCAGUGACAUUCUCCUAAUCAGCACUGUUAGAUAUCUGAUACUCCUUGAUGAUAUUUUUUAAUAUUGUAUUUUACUUUUGCUGUAAAGAUAUUCCGUAUACCACAUUUCCGAUAAGGAUAAUUGUUGAUGUGAACAUUUUUUUUCUUCUGUUUUUAGUAAAAUAAAUAAAAGUGUACAGGAA
Molecule: messenger RNA, 4764 nt
Organism: Pangasianodon hypophthalmus (striped catfish)
Lineage: Eukaryota; Metazoa; Chordata; Actinopteri; Siluriformes; Pangasiidae
Gene: abr
Product: ABR activator of RhoGEF and GTPase
Exons: 23
Coding region: 217-3507 (1096 amino acids)
Biological process (GO): intracellular signal transduction; positive regulation of GTPase activity; protein phosphorylation
Cellular component (GO): membrane
Molecular function (GO): GTPase activator activity; protein serine/threonine kinase activity; guanyl-nucleotide exchange factor activity
Source: RefSeq, a predicted model, not a curated record